GCUGAACUGGUGUAACAGUAGCUAUUAAAUCCAAUCCCGUUACUCCUGAGAAAAACUUUCUUUUGAUCUCAGCCCUGGAUAGAUCAAAUCUUCAUGUGGCUGUGGAUGUCUCUGCUGAUCCUGGGAAUCACCUGUGGUGUUCAAGAGAACAUGUCGUUUGCCAUGGAUCAAACCCCAGUUGGCUGCAUGCAAGCAACAACACCCCAACCAGUGAUCUUCCUCCAUCCUCCAUGGACAACAGUCUUCAAGGGAGAGAGUGUGAAUCUGACUUGCCAUGGAUAUCACUUCUCUGCACCAGGGGAAACAACGUGGUACCUUUGGGAUUCUGAGCAAAAGACAGAACUUAAAAGCAAAAGAAACACUGUCACGGUCCAUGUUUCUGGAAAGUACAGAUGCCAGGUCCCAGGCUCAAGCCUAAGUGAGCCUGUGACCUUGCUGUUUUCCUCAGAUGACCUAAUCCUGCAGACUCCAUACUCUGUGUUUGAAGCCGACUCAGUGGUUCUGAGAUGCCGAGGAAAGACAGAAGCAGUGGUGGAAUCUGUGAACUUUUACAGGAAUAAGAAACUUCUCGACAAAUAUUCUCAAAAAAGCUUUGAAUUCCAUAUAAAGCAUGCAGGUCUGAAGGACAAUGGUGCUUAUUACUGCACUGGAUCUAAGAAAGGUUUUCACUAUGUCACUUCAAAGGCAGUUGAACUCCAAGUCCAAGAGCUGUUUCCAGAGCCUGUGCUGACAAUCAGCUCCCUCAAGCCCACUGAAGGGAGCCCCGUGACCCUGACCUGUAAGACUUGUCUCCCUUCACAAAGGUCAAAUGUCAAUCUCAAGUUCAACUUUCAGAGUGAUACCCUAUGGUCAGGUUGGAGAAGUUCUCCAGAAUUUCAGAUCACUUCUGUGUGGAAAAAAAACUCUGGAGUUUACUGGUGUGAGAUCCAGGAACAGACUACUUUUGUCAGGAAAAAAAGCAAGAAAUCCUACAUGUCUGUGCAGAGAAUUAUUGCCAACAUCCAAAUACGGACCUACCCAGUCUUAGAGCUGGUGUUUGAAGGAGAGGAACUGGUCCUCACGUGUUCAGUAGAUGGAGUCCCAGCACCCUUCCGAGUAGAAUGGCAUAGAAGACAUGUGUGGGGUUGGAAAAAAGAGAUUGCAUCAAACUUAAACGAAUUAAAGAUCUCCAAGGUGAAAAUGAGUGAUGCUGGAGAGUACUACUGUGUAGUCUUGAAGGAACGCCUCUCUUUUAAAAGCAAACCAGUGGACAUCACAGUGAAAGAGCCCGUGUCCAUUCCUGUUUUCACUCUGCACACUCGUGGGGCCCGAGUUCUUAAGGGGCACAUGGUGACGCUGCACUGUCAAGUCCAGAGAGGCUCACACCCAAUCUUGUAUCAGUUUUUUCAUAAUGAUGAGCUUAUUAAGGAUCUAAAAGAGACUUCAAGCAGAAUAAAGUCCUACAGCUUCUCUCUGAGAGCAGAGGACUCUGGAAGCUACUACUGCACAGUCAACAACGGUCAGGGGGCCCAGCGCAGCAAUAUUAUGCAACUCUCUGUCACGGUACCUGUGUCCCCUCCUCUUCUCACUCUGCAAACUCCUCGAGCCAAAGCUUUUGUGGGAGACACAGUGACACUGCGCUGUGAAACCCAAAGAGGCUCACACAACAUCAGUUACAAGUUUUAUCACAUGGAUGUCAUCCUGGAGGAAAGAUCGAUCCCCUUUGGAGAAGGAGCAUUCUUCAGCUUCCCCCUGAAGGAAGCUCAUUCGGGUAGCUACUAUUGCACAGCCAGCAAUGGCUUUGGCUCCCAGCGCAGUGAAGCUGUGAACCUGUUUGUUGCUGUUCCAGUGCCUCGCCCUGUCCUCACCCUCAGGACUCCGCAGGCCCAGGUUGUUGUGGGGAACUUGGUAGAGUUCCACUGUGAGGCCCAGAGAGGCUCUCCCCCGAUCCUAUACCAGUUUUACCAUGAGGAUGUCUCCCUGGGGAGCAGCUCAGCGCCCUUAGGAGGAGGAGUAUCCUUCAACCUCUCUCUGACCACAGAACAUUCCGGAAAAUACUACUGUGAGGCUGAUAAUGGCCUGGGGGCCCAGCACAGUGACAGAGUGUCACUCAGUGUCAAAGUUCCACUGUCCCACCUGUCCUCACCUUCAGGUGUCCAGGCUGUGGUGGGGGACACAGUGGAGUUUCACUGUGAGGUCUGGAGUGUCUCCCCAAUCCUGUACCAGUUUUAUCAUGAACAUGUCUCCCUGGGGAGCAACCCAGCUCCUGCUGGUGAAGGAGCAUCCUUUAACAUCUCUCUGAUGGCAGAACAUUCUGAAAACUUCUCCUGUGAGGCUGAAAAUGGCCUGGGAGCCCAGAGAAGUGAGGCAAUGACCCUCAAUAUCACAGUUCCAGUGUCUCUCCCAGCCCUCACCCUCAGGGCUCCCCGGGCCCAGACUAUGGUGGGGGAUGUAGUAGAACUUCACUGCGAGGUGCAAAGUGGCUCUCUUCCCAUCAUCUACCGGUUUUACCAUGAAGAUGUCAUCCUGAAAAAUAGUUCGGUCACCUCUGAAGGAGGAACAUCCUUCAAUCUCUCUCUGACAGCAGAACAUUCUGGAAAUUACUCUUGCCAGGCCAUCAAUGAUGUGGGAGACCAGCUCAGUGAGGUGGUGGAAAUUUAUAUCACAGGGCUCACAGAGAGCAGAAGUGGCUCUGUCACCGCAGGCGUCACCGGGGGUCUGCUUAGCAUGAUGUGCCUUGCUGCGGUGACACUUCUGCUCUAUCACUGGCUCCUGAAGAAAGCAGCAGGAGGGCCUUCAUGUGACCCCACCAGGAAUCAUUCAGAGUUCAAUCCCCAAGAGCCUACCUACUCCAAUGUACCAUCCUACUUAGAGCUGCAACCAGUGUACAGCAAUGUAAAUCUUAGUGGAGGAGAUGUGGUAUACUCCGAAGUCAAGAGCAUUAAAGAGAAGAAUAAACCUACAGUGGCCUCUGAACCAAGGAGUGCCAAGGAUGAGGGUUCCUCGGUAAUCUACUCCGAGGUGAAGGUGACUUCAACCUCGGCCUCCAGGACUCAGCCCUUGGCUUCUUCAGAUCCACAUAUAUGAGCCCACCCAGCUUCCUGACCACUGUGUUAAACCCUGCAGUCCAUCUCUGUUCCUCAGAGAGAGGGUGCAUUGAAGUGGGAAGAUUUAGGUCUACCCUAGGCCAUAUUCCUAGUUGUAGAUAAUUCACUCAGAACUCUGGCCCCUACAGAACUCAGAUACUCAGACUGAUUUCCCUAGUUACAUACAGCCUUAUUCUAGGAAUUGUUUUGCCUAAGAUUCUGCUACCAGUAAAGGGCCUACUAUGUGCAGUGGUUUCAUUAGAGAAGUUCAACUUUGGCCAGUCUUCUGGUUCCUUCACUGACACCCAGAACCCCACAGUUCCUCGAAGAGAACUGCCCCUGAAUUCCCCAUGGACACCUGGCCUUAGAGGGUGCCCUUCGCAAUUGCCAUCUGUC
Messenger RNA from Sorex araneus (European shrew), 3461 nucleotides. RefSeq names its product Fc receptor like 5 (gene FCRL5). Gene Ontology annotation, molecular function: transmembrane signaling receptor activity. NCBI's taxonomy places the organism in Eukaryota, Metazoa, Chordata, Mammalia, Eulipotyphla, Soricidae. Gene Ontology annotation, biological process: cell surface receptor signaling pathway. The record is from RefSeq and is a predicted model, not a curated record.